Octopus bimaculoides (California two-spot octopus) is the source of this 426-nucleotide messenger RNA. RefSeq names its product short-chain collagen C4. The record is from RefSeq and is a predicted model, not a curated record. Lineage: Eukaryota; Metazoa; Mollusca; Cephalopoda; Octopoda; Octopodidae.
CUUGAUAUAUUCUUACCAAUUCCAGGUGUGGUUGGUGGAGCAUUGUAUAACCAAACAGGUGGAGGAAGUAAUCUCUUAUGUCUACCAAACGAUCCUAUUUGGGCCAAUUAUACAACAGAAGCUGAAAAAGGUGGUUACAUAUAUGGCAGUGAAUAUCAACUAAAUUUUUACAAAACUAACAAACUCUUUUCUUUUGCUAACGCUAAAUCAGUUCAAAAUCACAACGUUCCAUGCGCUGUCUGUUUGACGCGACAGCCUGCUGUUGUUAUGAUGUUACCAGCCAGGACAGAGUGUUAUCCUGGUUGGUCAACUGAGUAUUCAGGAUAUUUGAUGACCGAGUAUUACGAUCAUAAGGGCAGACAUGAAUAUGUGUGUGUGGAUCAUGCACCAGAAGCUGAUCCAGCAGGUUACAGAAACGAAAAUGGA